Molecule: messenger RNA, 8657 nt
Organism: Stegastes partitus (bicolor damselfish)
Lineage: Eukaryota; Metazoa; Chordata; Actinopteri; Pomacentridae
Product: death-inducer obliterator 1-like
Exons: 17
Coding region: 209-8068 (2619 amino acids)
Biological process (GO): apoptotic signaling pathway; DNA-templated transcription
Cellular component (GO): nucleus
Source: RefSeq, a predicted model, not a curated record
CAUCUGCCGCAGUCACUUAGCUCCAACAGGAUUGGAAAAUGGAGGACUGACCGAAGAAAGAGUGAGGGCACAUCAUCGGUAUUCCAAGUGUUUAGAUCUGUUAACCUUGUACCAAGACUGAAACUUACUGAUGUGAAGCCUUUGUUUUGUUUGAAGAGGCACUGCUGACCUUCAGACAUUCAUUUUGAAAGUAGUGACUCCAUCAUCUAUGGAGGAGAAUGUGAGCCCUGAGCUCUCUCUAGCUCCUGAGCCAGAGCAGAGCCAGGAGCGCAUGGAAAGCUACUCUCAAGGCUUGGGAGAAGGAGAUAGUGAACAGUUUCAAACAGGAGAUGAGAAUGUGGCCAAAGAGUUGCUAGAGGAGCCAGAUAAAUCUUCUAAGGCCAGCAGUGAGGUAAAGAAGACUUGGGGUUUCCGUCGGUCCACUGUUGCGAAGAGAGAGAUGCCAGUGGAAGCGUCAACCGACAGCCCUGAAAGCCGCUGUCCUGUGCGGCGCAGUGGCAGACAGCCGAAGCGUACUGACAAACUAGAAGAAUUCCUCUUGACGACUAAAAGAGGGGCAAGAAAGAGUGCCCCUCCCAGUCUGGAAAGUGGAGAUCCGCCUUCUCAAACUCCAACAGAUGCAGAGACUGCUUCAGAGGCCAGCUUCGACGGUAACGCUGACUCCAAGGUUGGGGAAGAGAGAGCAGAGUCCCCAGAGAGGAGGACAAGAAGUGGCGUACGGAAGCAGGCUCAAAGGAAAAGUGGAGGUGGCAGACAGACGAGAGGUUGUGGUGGAGCGACGGUCAAAGAUGAGGGAAGCUCUGAGAAUGAGGAAGACGGCACAGAUGCUGUCAGAAAAGAUCAAUCACAGGAUAACGAUGUGGAGACAAAAGAAGACAAGAGUGAUCCCACCUCUGAAGACAUAGUGAGCAUUAAUGCAGCCCAGAUGCAACUGGAGCAGGACUCUGAGAAGACAGAGGUUGAUGAGGAGAAGAAUGAACAUGGAGAUAAAAAUGACCAGGUCAAAAUGGAAAACGAAGCGGAUGAGGACAGCGUAGACAAGCCGUCAGCAAUGCCAGCAAAACGUGGACCAAUAAGAACUUAUGUCAAUAAGAAAAGAGUUGCCAGUAAGAACACUACGGCUGUUAAAGCCCCUGCUUCUGCCAUCAAGAACACUCCUCCUGUUAAGAAGGAUACAAAGCCUAAAGCUAUCCAAAGUGCUGGAAAGAUAGGCAAGCCCCAUACACAGGACGACGAUGAUGAGAAUGACUCCUGCACAUCAUCAUCAUCUUCAUCGUCGUCGUCGUCAUCAGUUGAGUCUGAUGAUGGAGGCUAUGACCCCAAUGCACUUUACUGCAUCUGUCGACAGAAACACAACAAAAGAUUUAUGAUCUGCUGUGACCGCUGUGAGGAGUGGUUCCACGGGGACUGUGUUGGUAUCACUGAGGCUCGUGGGCGUCUGAUGGAGAGAAACGGGGAAGACUACAUUUGCCCCAACUGCACUGCAAAGAAAAACCAGGUGGUCAGGCCGGCCACAUCAAUCCUCUCUGCAAGUGCAGAGAUCGGGAAAUCCAAAAUGGAUGUUUCUUCUCUGGUAAAUGCUGCUGGUAUGACCUCUGCUGCAACUGCUGACAGAACCAACGUCAGUGGAGCAGACUCCAGUCUGUCAGCUGCUGUGGCUGGAACUCCAUCCUUCACCACUACUGGAACUGAAGAGAAAGGAGUAGAGGACCUGGGCAUAAAAGGCAGGAUAGAGAAAGCUACUCAUCCAACUGGAAAAAAGAAGAUAAAGAUCUUUCAGCCGGCAUUACAGCAGCCACCUGUACCCAAAGCUGACCAGAAGGCCACAUCAGCUGUGGAAAAGAAGGCAGCAUCCACAGCAGAGCAGAAAUCAACACAAGACACAGAGCAGAAAGUUGCAUCAAACGUGGAGGUGAAAACGACUCCAACAGUGGAACUGCCAGAGGACAAGACCAUGCAGAAAUCUGAGGACGACUCUUCUCUUCCAAAAUGUAUUGGUCCUGGUUGUGACAAUAAUGCUCAGCCAGACUCUGUGUACUGUGGAAACGACUGUAUCCUGAGACAUGCUGCUGCUGCCAUGAAGUCUAUCACUGAUGUCAAAGAGCCCAAGCAGAAGGACAAGGACAAAUCCAAGGCUCAGAAAAACAAGUCCACACCAAAGAGGAGUGGUGCUAGUGGGAAGAAAGCGCAGAAGAGGAACCAGGAGGAGGACUCGGACAGCGAGGAAGACAGCUCCGAUGCAGAUGAGGACGACGAAGAUGAGCAUGCUGAGGAGCACCCACCCCCGCCGGCCACUGCGUCCUGGUCCAGCGACCAUAAUUACAUUGCAGUAACACCAGAAAAGACUACACCCAUAUCACCAACAGUGUUAAACAAAAAGUCCCCUCCCAAAGAAGAGAAGCAGAGUGAGAAGAAGGAGAAGGAAGCAGCCCCAGCACCUGAGAAAGCCCCCUCUGCCUCUCCAACACCAGGCAAAGCAAACAAGAAGCCCAGCCCAGCAAGUAAAGCAGCAAAGGUUUCCUCGAAGGGCAAGAAGCCUUCGGUUCAAGCUGUCAGCACAAGGUCAUCCAGGAAAGCUGCGACACCCCCGGCUAAAAGUGCAGCAAAGUCCAAGAAGGCAGGCCCACCACCCAGUCGUAGCCAGUCUCAAUUCCCUCCAGGUCCUAUCCAUGUCACAGGCGCACUGAGAGUCACCAAGUCCAACUUCACUAUUCCUAAGAAGCAGCCACAACAAAAGGACACUAGUUCCCACAGUCAGUCCUCCUCAUCCUCUAGAGUCCCAUCGUCUUCAGUUUCAUCUGCGUCUUCCAGUCAUUCUUCAUCUUCCAGAACUUCGCAUUCUGCAGGUUCAGCACCUGCCGUUUCUCCCAUGCCACCUCCACCCAACAACCAGAUGAGGCAGAACAUCCGGCGCUCACUAACAGACAUCCUCUAUAAGAGGGUGAGUGACAGUGAUGAUCUGAAAAUGACAGAAAGCGAGGUGGGACGGCUGGCAGUUGCCAUUGAGAAGGAGAUGUUUAACCUCUGCCUUAGCACUGACAGCAAGUACAAGAACAAAUACAGGUCCCUCAUGUUCAACCUGAAAGAUCCUAAAAACAAAGGCUUGUUCUACAGGGUCAUUGGUGGUGAGGUGAGUCCCUUCCGACUGGUGAGACUAAGUGCUGAAGAGUUGCUUUCCAAAGAGAUUUCUGAAUGGAGAAAACCUGACACUCCUGAGCCUCAGUCUUCAAGUUCAAGAGGUCAUUUAGGACAGUCCAAACUGGGCAACAGGCACGACUCUGGCUCCCAUAGCAUGGAUAUGGAGGACGCUCCACCAACAUCUGACGCAGAUGUAUGUAUCUCGGCCACCGCUUCAUCUUCUCGCAUGGCUUCUGCUACAGAUCAAGAUGACUUGGGCUCCAUGCCUUCAGCCUCAGCUCAGUCCUCUGGUGCUGAGGGGAACAGUGGCGGCAGCAUGCCAGACAUUUUCAGCAACAUGCUCAAAGACACCACUGCUGAACACAGGACUCAUUUGUUCGACCUCAACUGUAAAAUAUGCACAGGACAAAAGAUGGAAGACGAACCUGCAGCUAAAAAAGCCAGACUUGCUAAGAAGCCUGAAACUAAGUCCCCCAGACAAGAGUCGUUUUCAUCCAGGUCAGGGGAUGUCUCUCCUGUCGGCCAACCACAGGUUCCCACGACCCACCAGCACCAAGAUCCUUUAUCCCACCAACACCCUUCGUCCUACCAGUCCAACAUGGAGGCCGCUGUUGCAGAAUCACAGCCACAGCUCUAUCAGGAGGACACGAUGGCAUCUCCAGCCCAGGCCACUGUACCUGUCACCCCUGCUGUCUCCUCCGUCACCAUCACUCGCAGAGACCCACGCAUGGCCAGGCACAGCUCUGGGGUGACUGUCACCUAUCCUGCUCCAGAAAAACCCACCAGCAAUGCAGCAGAGCUGCUCCCAGCUUCUGUUACUGCUCAGGUGGAGGCUGUUCCUAAGGCACCACUACCGAUGCCCCCAGCUCCACCGCCCUCAGUGGCUGUGCCCAAACCGUCAAAAACAAGUGCAUCUGAGCCUCCCCUCGAAGGGGAAACUGCAAUCUUCCUCCAUGGUCAAGAAAAGAUUUGGAAAGGAUUUAUCAACAUGCAGUCAGUUGCGAAGUUUGUGACCAAGGCUUACCUGGUCUCAGGAUCCUUUGAACAUCUGAAAGAGGAUUUGCCUGAUACCAUUCAUGUCGGGGGCCGGAUAUCUCCAAACACAGUGUGGGACUAUGUCGGGAAGCUGAAAACCUCACUCUCCAAGGAACUGUGUCUGAUCCGUUUCCACCCAGCCACAGAGGAAGAGGAGGUGGCAUAUGUCUCUCUCUUCUCAUACUUUAGCAGCAGAAAACGAUUUGGUGUAGUGGCCAACAACAAUCGCCGCAUCAAAGACCUCUAUCUCAUCCCACUGGGCUCAAAGGACCCAUUACCCUCCAAACUUUUACCGUUUGAUGGGCCAGGUCUUGAACCGGCUCGUCCCAACCUCCUCCUGGGGCUGCUGAUCUGCCAGAAGGACAGAAAGCGUGCUGGUGCUGCGUUAGAAACUGAGGAGAAACGGUCCAAGAUUCAAACUAAAGAUGCAGAUGAAACUGGCCUCCCAAAACCACUUGCCUCAGUCAGAGCAGAAAGAAACUCACGACAGAGUCUUGAAAUCCCCUUCAGCACCACGCCGCCAGGUUCACCUCCACCUAGCUCCUCUGAGAUCUCCAGCAGCACUGUGACACCCUCCUCCGUCCUUUCCCUAUUGUCCUCAGUCAAAGCUUCAGCCACAUCCGCUGCUACUGGCAUAGACUCCCCAUCCUCAUCCAGCUCUGUUGCUUCCACUGCAGCUACUGCCACUCCUCUUCAAACCAUUCUCAAAACUCUUUUUGGGAAGACAAAGCAUGACUCCGAAGCUUCCAACUCUCCGUCUGAUCAAGGUGGAGAACUCUCUGCUCCAACUGCUACAAUGCUAGACCCCAUUGUGCGGCAGUUUGCACAGAGUUCUAAAGAGAAACCAAUAGAGGAGGAUGAAGAUGACAGACCAUAUGACCCAGAAGAAGAGUAUGACCCUAGUAGGGGCUAUAAUAUACCUAAGAAGCCUGUUGAGGUAAUAAGCAAACCAGAGCUCUUAAAGCAGCCUGAAGCGGUAGACAGUGAAGCUGAUGAUAUUGCAUAUGACCCAGAGGACGACUCCAUUUUUGAAGAGGUCAAAACUUCAGUGCCAGGUCAAGCAAAGGCUGCUACUGAAACUAUAGCUGAUCCACAAAAGAUCCUGGAAAACCUUAAACAGAUUGGGGAUCAGGCAUUGCAGAAACAGGGAGAACAACAAAUGCCAUCCACAGCGAUGCCUGCUGCCUCAUUGACACUUCCAAACACACUCCUGUCUCAACCUACCAAAUCCCUUUUGGCCAAUAGUCAGCUACUACAACUUGGCAAAAAGGUUGAAGAACUAGUGAAGUCUUCAUCAGUUGCUCCCCUGAUCAACCAGAAGAGAGAUCCCAGACAGAGCAGGGAUCCUCGGCAGGCUGCGGGUAGCAAGAAAUCAUCUGAUGAACCAGAGGAGAAAGAGGAGGCAGCUGCUGAGUUAACUGAUUCUGUUCCUACUUCACAGCCCAUGGAGCAAGAGCCACAGCUGCCUGAUACAGGUGAACUUGCAGACUCCUCACAAGGCCCAGAAACAUCACUGCCUCAAGAGGAGGUGAAAAGUGAGGCGCUGCUCUUCACAGAGUCCGACAAGGCUGAGGUGUCAAUUCCUUUGUUAGGUGAGGAGGUGGAACCCGAUAUGGAGGUCAACUACAUGGAUGAGAAAGAAGUGAAACAUGAGGAAGUUCAGCCAAUCAAGGCUGAAACAGAGAUGGACAAGUACAGUAUUUGGCCAAAUGCUGCCAGUAUUUUAAAAGCUGGUGAGGAUUCAGAGUAUGAGGAGAAUAGCCAAGAUGCACCAACUGCAAGUUAUUACAACAAACCUGCAAACUCAUCCACAAUAGCUUCCACGAUCCCUGUACUCACCCAGAGCGCGCCAAUAGUUGACACGCAGCCACAUCACAUGUCGGCAUCAAGUUUCGAUGGCGAGUACAGACCUCCAGCUGACAUUCCCCCACAGUCAAACUUCCCCCCUCCCCAUCCCAUCCAGGGACAAAAUCUUCUAAUAAGGCCUCCACCAGUGCCCAUACUACCACCCAUGCAGGGUCUUCCUCCAUUGUCAGGCCCUCCUCCCAUACAGGGCCCCCUUCCACCCAUCCAUGUUCCUCCCCCUGUACACGGACCUCCCCCAAUACAAGGUGACAACACUCAGCAGUACGGCCCACCUCCAUCCUCGUACCCUCCAUAUCAGAACCAGUGGCCCGGCACACAGCCGCCACAGCAGCAACAGCCACCUCCUGGACCACUCCCUCAGAAUAUCAUGCCACCCAGAGGACCACCACCACCAUUCCCUCCACUGGCCCAGAGAGGCCCUCCUCCUCAAAUGUUUGAUCCCUCUAUUCCCCCUCAGCACAUUGGACAGCAAGGUCCCCCUCCAGGCCUUCCCCCGCCUCCCACCUUUGAUGGACAGAGCAGCUUACCACCACCAAGAUUCACUGGUCCUCCACCACCUUUUAAUUUCCCUGCCAGUAGAGGUCCUCCUCCUCCACCCUUCACAGCACCACCACCUGGUCACUUUGAUAACAGGCUUCCUCCUCCAGCCAUCUUUGCAGGGUCCAGGGGUCCCCCUCAAUCUCAGUAUGGUGACCAUGGGGCUCAACCGCCGAUGGUAGACCAACCUCGAGGACCUGCAGAGCAGUAUAACAAAGACACUGCUAGUAACUCUUUCAAGCUAAAUGUGGACCAGAAUCCAAACACUUUCCAUAUGUUUAAAGACAAUCAGGGCCCUCUGCCAGGUCCAGCCUUCCGGGGACCUCCACCCAACCAGUACGAGGACAGAAGAGGUCCACUUCCCAGCAGUGAGAUGAGUGGACAGCUCUUCAGUCCUCACAGCCAGUAUGGGUCCUCCAGACCACCAUCCUCACCCCCACAUCGAUUAUCUUUUGAUGAGCACCGAGGUCCCCCACCUCAGGAGGGUAGACCUCACCCAUCUCAGCCUUUUGGAGGAUCAGAGCGGUACCGCUUCGAUAGGCACUCGGAUGAGGCUAGACCUGUUCGCCACAGCGGGCCACUGCUGCCAACUCCUCCAGAAGCUCCCCUAGGUCCUCCUGGUCGCAUGGGAGCCCAUAGCCCAGACCUACACAGGGACGACCACUGGCGCCGCCUUUCUCCUGAACUGAGGAGGAGGGUCAGCACCACCCGUGAGGACUCAGAGCCUCGCAGCGCAGAUCGCUUCAGCCGCUUUGAAGGAGGGCACAGAGAACUGGGUCCUGGUUCCUCACAGCCUUCUGAUGAGAGACAGAGGGAACUGUCCGAGGACCGCCGCAGAGAACGAGAGAGGGAGGUCCCUCAUGCUGGCAGGUCCUCAUGGGACAGGGGGCAGGGGAAGCGUUGGAGUCGAGAACGAGAGCGAGACUGGGACAGAGGUAGAGAAAGGGACCGGGAUCAGAAGUGUAGCCGGGAAAGAGAACGCAGCAGAGGGAGGGAGGGCGACAGACACAGGGAGACCGAACCAGAGCGACACAGGGAUCAAGACACAGAGAAGAGGCGAGACCGAGAGAGAGACAGGGAGAGGGAAAGGGACAGAGACAGAACUAGAGACUCUGACCGCAGGGACUACGACCGUGACAGGGGGGGGAGAAACCGUGACAGAGAACGAGAACGUGAACGAGACAAGAGGCGGGAAAGAUCCAGAAGCAGAGAGCGAGACCGUGACCGUGAUCGUGGAAAAGACCGGGGCAGGGACAGGGAUAGAGACAGGGACAGAGAACGGGACAGAGACCGAGACCGAGACAGAGACAGGGAAAGAGAUAGGGACAGAGACAGAGACAGGGAACGGGACAAAGACAGAGAUCGAGACAAGGACAGAGAUCGGCGGGAAAAGAGCAGAAGCAAAGAAAAGAAAGACGACAAAAAGGACAGCAAACAUGAUACAACCAAGGAGAGCGAUAAAGCUGCAGACAAUGACAAGAAGGUUUCCUAGUCUCUGUUCUGUGGACUUUACAUCACCGACUCUUAUUUCUUUCACCAUCACUGUAAAUGUAGAUGAGCAGUAUUUCGUUGAAGUUCCACAGUUGUGUUCGUACGAGGAAAAAAAAAACAAAAAACAUUUGACAAUGUUUGUAUUCUCUUUGUCACUUCAAGGUUUCUAAGUUUGUUUUAUUACAUUUGAAAAGCAAAAAAAACUGAAGGCCAUCUAAGUUGCUUGUGUACAAGAUGUGUGAUGUAGGCUACUGAUUCCUAUUACAUGUACCUUUCUCUUGUCGAGGCAUUUUUUUUAUGAAAACAAUGUAACUGAUUAACACACCAUUUGCAAUAUGUAAAUAUGAAAGUAUUUCUGUAUAUACUGAUGUUUUUAAUCAUGCUUUUUCUAAGUAGAGAAAAUAAAAGCCAUAUAUCUGAGAUGGAUAAUGUGAAGGUUAAGGAAACACUGAGACACAAACGUGUGUUUAUAUGUUCAGCAGCUUUGAACUGAAAGGCUUCAACUAUCUACAGUAUACACCCCCUAAAUGGUCGAUAAUAAAGUGUCCUGAUUUUGUUUCAGCUCAACCAAUUAAACCUGUUUGAUGGAA